Molecule: messenger RNA, 993 nt
Organism: Ogataea parapolymorpha DL-1
Lineage: Eukaryota; Fungi; Ascomycota; Pichiomycetes; Pichiales; Pichiaceae
Exons: 2
Coding region: 1-993 (330 amino acids)
Biological process (GO): endocytosis
Cellular component (GO): endosome; clathrin vesicle coat; plasma membrane
Molecular function (GO): phospholipid binding; clathrin binding
Source: RefSeq, a predicted model, not a curated record
AUGUCCUCGUACUCUUUAUACGACAUCCGACAGAAGACAAGAAAGCUCCAGAAUGCUUUUUCCGGCUACUCCAACCUGGAAAUACUGAUCCGGGAGGCCACCAACACGGAUCCUUGGGGCCCCACAUCCAAGCAGAAAAAACAGCUUUGCUCGUGGAUCCUCAACUACGCCAAUCCCGAGUAUGUUUCCGACCACAUUGCGGGCUCCCAGACGGCCGAGUCUGGCCAGAGCAUCUCCAAAAAAGCCAUUGAUUUUAUAGUCCACCGGAUCCAGGAGUACUCCGGACUGAGCCGGGGGGCGCAGGGCAUCUUCAACUCGCUCAAGAAGACGCUUGUAACGCGCGGGUACGAGUUUGUCAUUAUUUCCAAGUGCCUGCAGCUGCUAGAGCAUCUUUUGCUGUACUGCUACCAGGAGGAUGACGGUGUCAAACUUUUCGACAUUGUUGACGAUAUUCGCAUAGAUCUCGAUCCUGUGGUGCAAUUGGAGCACUAUCAGGUGACGCUCAGCUACGACGGGCUGGACUUGAAUCACGAGAAGCAGAUCAAGGAGAUGGCACGGCACGUGGUGGAGCUGGCCACGGACGAGGCGAAAUUGGCUGCUGAGCGCGAGAAGUUCCAGCCCAGUAAGAAGACGCGGCAUAACUCGGGCACUCUGUUCUACGAUGAGGACCAGUUCGACGUGGGUCGCUCGGACGCGCUGCGGCUCGAGGAGGACCAGGACCCGUUUGCCAGAUCGCGGAUUUCGACGCUGUCCAGCAACGUAGCACGGUAUCUGCCGGGGUCGCCGGGCCACCGCAAGUCGCGGUCGUCGGGGGGAAUCAGUCUAGCGUCGCAAAAUUACACGCAUUCGAGCUACCAUGACGAUUUUAACGAAACUCACGAGCAUAACGAGAAUGACGAGAAUGAUGAUGUUCCGCGCGAAAUGAGGCAGGAGCAGACCCAGAACGAGCACCCGGAUCCAAGCCAGAACCUCCUGAUCGAUUUAAAUAGUUGA